Molecule: messenger RNA, 2836 nt
Organism: Prorocentrum cordatum
Lineage: Eukaryota; Dinophyceae; Prorocentrales; Prorocentraceae
Source: the annotation of a GenBank genome assembly
CGCAUCCAGCCAGCCAGAGCAUCUCGACAAGCGGAGGAACGUCGUCACGUACCAGUGGACGCAGUUUCACGGCAAGGAGGAGACGACCGAGUUCGAUUUAGACGGCCAUUUUGAGCUCGAGGGACACUUCCAGUGCAACUCCUCCGCUGGGCACAAGGAGUACCAGGACCGGCUCCGGGCGAUCCAUCUGCGCGUUGAGGGGAAAAGCAGGGCCGACAUCUCGAAGAUCCUCGACAGGUCGGAGAAAUUCGUCUCCAAGUGGUGGCAGAAAGACGUCAAAGAGGUGCCUCGCCCCCACGGGGUGCACGCCUACCUGGCGCUGGAGAAUGGCGGCGCCUUUGGCCAGGGCGCCCGGAAGACUGAGGCCUCGGCCAUGGACGCGGCCACGCACUGGCGCGACGUGGAGAUCCGCCGGGGCUUCGCCAGGGACGAGGCGGUCUACGCCGAGCUCUUGAGCAACGCAGAGUGGAAACAGGGCGAUGGCUCCACGACCCGGGAUUUCCGCACGGGCGCUCGUCACCUGAAGUACGACAAGGAAGGCAACAUCAGGUUGCAAGGCUACAUGAGGGCGAAGUACAGCAAGGGACAGUCGCCCGCGUUGGACCUCGCCUUGCAGAAGCUUUUCUCAACGUACGGCAUCGAGUCCCGCACCUCUGGCAUCCUACUGAACUACUACGAGGACGGGAAGAUGAUGCUGGGGUCGCACCGCCACGACUGUUGGACGGCUCUCCUCAGUUUCGGUUCGGACCGCAUCCUGACCAUCGACAACACGCCAGUGCUCUGUCGAGAUGGCGACCUCAUCAACUUCGGCACGCAGCGUCACGGAGUGCCGCUGAUGCCCGCUAUCUCCACAGGCCGCAUCACGGUGCCGGUGUUCUUCUACCCCGAUAAGCUUCAGAAGCAGGCCAUGUGGCAGACGAUCACCGAUGCAGAGGAGGCGGCGCCGUCGUCAAAGCUCGCAGCGAUGCAGACGGCAGCGAACCUCGCGGCCUCUGCGGCGCACGCGGGCCUCUGGUCCAGGCACCACGCCGAGGUCCGGACGCUGUGCGAGCUCGGCUUCGACGAGGAGCUGGCACUGGCCGCCCUCGCCGCGCACGCCUUCGACCCGGCCCUCGCGGCGCAGGCGCUCCUCGCCGCCUCUGACCGGCACGCGCUGCCAGGCACGGCUCCCGCCGCCGAGGAUGGGCCUCUCGGGCCGGGCGGCGGUGGCCGCUGGCGGAAGCGGCGCGCCGUGGGCGAGGGCGGGGCCGAGGAGAGGCAGGGCAUCCCGAGCGGCAACGAGCUCGACGACGAGAGCGCCGCACUCGCGGCCCAGCUCGUGGCCGCAGACGAGGCGGGCCCAGCGCCGCGGCCGGCGGGCGCCGAGGAGGCGGCGAGCGAGGCCGCCGCGCUGGCGCUGCACCUCGAGGAGCUGGACCGCACCGCGGGCGCCAGCGGCGAGUGCCUGCAGGCCCAGUUCCAGCAGUACGAGGCCGAGCUGGACCGGCUGGAUGCGGAGGACAGGUGGAACGGGACCAGCGGAGACCUCAUGGCGUUCCGCCAAGCCCAGGAGCACCUGUCGCUGGAGGGCAUGGAGAAGGCCACGCUUCAUUCCGUCGGCCACGGGGACAUGAGCGAGCGCGCCUUCUUCGAGAUGCUGCAGGUCAACUCGAUCCGCGUGCUCUACGACAUCCGCCCGACCGACUACCGACAUGAGCUCGUCGGUGUCCCCGAGCGCUUCUCUGUCAAAGGCCUGAAGAUGUCGUGCAAGUCGAGAGGGAUCUUCUACAAGCGGAUGGUGAUCGGCAGGGAGACUGCGUACGGGACGCUCGCGCACCUCCGCAGCCAGCAGGGAAGGCACGUGCUCGUAGAGCUCGCGUGGCAGGGGAAGCGCAGGCCCACCGCCUUCCUCGGCCGCGCGAGCGAUUGGCGACAGGACGCCCGCCUGGCCGUCGCCCAGGACCUCUGCGCCGCGGGGCAUCGGGUGCGGCACGUGCUGCCAGACGGCUCGCAGGAAAGCCACGCGCCCCUCGAGGCGCUGCCAGAGUGGCUGACGGGGGAGGCGGACCGCCUGCGGAAGCUCGAGAAGCAGCGUCAGGCGGGAGAGCUGAAGAGGCCCGAGAGGUCGGCGGUAGACCGCAGCAGCGAGGCCGUCGCCGCGCAGCUGAUGCGCCCCGCCGCGGAGGUGGACGCCACGGCGGCGCUGCAGGACGCGGAGACCCAGGUGGAGCUGAAGCUGGUGCAGCAGAGGCUCGUGAGGUUGCAGCGCCACGCCGAGAAGCACGAGCUAUUGCGGACCAAGGCGCUCACGCACACGCCCCAAUUCAUCAAGGAAGGGGCGCGUGAGCAGGAGGCCUGGAUCACUCAGCGGAAGAUGGAGAAGAAGAAGGCCGCGUCUGCGGAGGCGCCUUCAGCCUGUGCUCCAGGCGAUGGUGCGGCGCCUCUUGCUGCGGGCAGAGGCCCGGAGCACGAGCUCCAGGUGGAUUGUGCGGACUGCGGGGCCGUGCACGACUGGGCUCAGCUGCAGCAUGGUGACGGGCGUUGCGCUGCGUGCCGCAUCGUCACGUCUUCCAGCGCUGCAAGCAGCAGCGGAGCAGCAGAUGCCAACAACAGCGUGCUCCCAGACAGCAGCGGAGCGGCCGAGGGGGACGAUUUUAUCGUCGAGUGCGCGCGCUGUGCGAAAACGCACCCGUGGGCCCUUCUGGCGCUGGGUGAUGGCCAGUGCCCGCGGUGCUUUGAGGAGCGCGCAGAGGUGGAGGCUACAGCCGAGUCUGUGACAUCAGCGGGGCUGGCGCUUGAACCUGCUGCGUGUGGGAGAUGGCAGGCACGGCGGCGCCAUGUGGCUGCUGCCGCCUGA